AAAACCACUGAAGCACGAAACAGGAAGCGGGAAGCUGCUGAUAAACAGAAGUCUUGAAAGCGGUGUGACAUUCGAGCGAGGAUAGCGUUGGAUGUCAUACACUCGCAUGUCAUAUAAUUAGAAGAAUCGUACAGUUAUAAGAGAUGAAGGGCGCGCUGGAGCUGCUGCAGAGGGUGAGCGCGCACCCGGACGCGCGCUGCUGGUACGUCGCGUGGAACCCCGCGGGAACGCUGCUCGCGUCGUGCGGCGGGGACCGCGCCGUUAGAGUUUGGGGGAAAGAAGGGGACAGUUGGGAAUGUAAGUGUGUCCUGGCUGAUGGACACCAGCGUACGGUCAGGAAGGUGGCCUGGUCUCCCUGCGGGAAAUAUCUGGCAUCCGCCAGCUUUGAUGCCACAACGUGCAUCUGGAAGAAGACGAAUGAUGACUUUGAGUCCCUGACAGUGCUAGAAGGUCAUGAGAACGAGGUCAAGUGUGUGGCCUGGGCUCCGUCUGGAAACUUGCUGGCCACCUGCAGCAGAGACAAAAGUGUUUGGAUCUGGGAAGUGGACGAGGAGGAUGAAUAUGAGUGUGUAAGUGUUGUGAAUUCACACACGCAGGACGUGAAGCAUGUGGUCUGGCACCCGACACAGGAGCUUCUCGCAUCAGCCAGUUACGACAACAAAGUGUGCAUUUAUAAAGAGGAGGAUGAUGACUGGGAGUGUAGAGCCACGCUGGAGGGUCACGAGUCCACCGUUUGGAGUCUGGCCUUUGACCCUGAAGGACGGAGAUUGGCGUCGUGUAGCGAUGACCGCACCGUGAAGAUCUGGAAGGAGUCGACGCCUGGAGACGGUUCGUCAGAUGAGUCCUGGAAGUGUGUGUGUACCUUGUCUGGAUUCCAUGGAAGAACGGUAUAUGAUGUCGCAUGGUGUCGUCUGACCGGUGCCCUGGCCACAGCGUGUGGCGACGAUGGAGUUCGCGUCUUCAGAGAAGACCCCACUGCUGACCCAGAGCAGCCCAUCUUCAACAUGUCAGCUCACGUGCCCAAAGCCCACAGUCAGGACGUCAACUGUGUGUCCUGGAACCCGAAGGAGGCGGGCCUGCUGGCCACCUGCAGCGAUAACGGAGAGUUUGCCGUCUGGAAGUACAACUCUGAUUCCUGAGCUGGUGAAUGGCACUCGAACACACAGAAGCACUGAAUGAGUUUCAGCCGCUUAAGCGACAUCGUGGGUCAUAAUGAGGAACGAUGGCUGUUUUUAUUCCGGCUGUGAGUGAGGAAACUGUGUGUUGGAUUGAAAGACAGUACGCUCUUUAACUCGUGUCACUCUCUUUUAGUGUUUUUGAUGGGUCAGUUGUAACUUAUCAGAAUCGUUUUAGGCGGUAUGGAUAUAUUUUAGCUUAAAAUGUGGCUUAAAAUACCUACAGUGCUUUAAUGAAAUAAAGCUUCUUGAUGCUGAAGAUAAAACAAACAGUUUUUUCGGGUUUAUCACGUCCCAGAACCAUCCGUUUAGAUUGAUGUUAAACGCAUUAAAAGGAUGUUUAGUGAACUCAUCUAUAAUAGUUGUUUUAAAGUAACUUUCCAUUUUUAAUAGACCUUUGUCAGGGUAAAUUUUUACUUUUUGACAGCAAAGCAAGCAAGAUUGGGACAGAAGUACAUUGCGUUCAGUGAAUUGAACUGUUUUUUAACAACAUGCUGAUUCUGGGAGAGACGAGUAAACAAAAACUCUAGGACCUUUAUGCGGUGCGUGCCACCAUAAAGACUAAAUCUGUCUUUCACAGCCUCAUUUUCAACUAUUAAAUGAAAUUUGGCCAUGAUACAAUCAUGAUAGAUCUUGAAAAUGACAUAAAAAAGACUGUAAAGUUGUUUUAAAUGCCCAUUUCAGUGUAAUUUCUACUUUUCUAAACUUCUUGUUAUAAGUUACUGAUGAAAUAUUGGAUAUUUCAUAUCCAGUUUUAUUUUAUAUUUUAUAGGCUCUACUUUAUUAAAUGUGGAAUCUUGUGGA
Puntigrus tetrazona (Sumatra barb) is the source of this 1979-nucleotide messenger RNA. RefSeq names its product cytosolic iron-sulfur assembly component 1 (gene ciao1). Gene Ontology annotation, cellular component: cytosolic [4Fe-4S] assembly targeting complex. NCBI's taxonomy places the organism in Eukaryota, Metazoa, Chordata, Actinopteri, Cypriniformes, Cyprinidae. The record is from RefSeq and is a predicted model, not a curated record. The coding region runs from base 144 to 1139 and encodes 331 amino acids. Gene Ontology annotation, molecular function: protein binding. Gene Ontology annotation, biological process: iron-sulfur cluster assembly. The transcript has 7 exons.